AUGCAGCUCCUCACAACCCUCUUGCUUGCCGCAACGGCAGUUCAGGCCCACUACACGUUCCCACGACUUGUCGUCAAUGGCAAGUCCGAGGAGGCGGACUGGUCUGCCACGCGCAAGACCAAGAAUGCCGAUAGCAAGACUGGUGUCUUGAGCGCAACGAGCCCGGAUAUCCGCUGCUACUCCUCGCAGAAUGCGGCCAACAUCAUGACUGUAUCUGCCGGCUCGACCAUCCACUACAUUUCGACGCAGCAAGUGAACCACCCUGGUCCUACGCAGUAUUACCUAGCCAAAGUUCCUCAGGGCAAGAGUGCCUCGAACUGGGAUGGUUCUGGCAGCGUCUGGUUCAAGAUUCACACCACGACGCCGACCAUGGACAAGAACAAGCAGCUCACCUGGCCUGCGCAAAAUGAGUACGUGUUGACCAAUGCAACUAUACCUACUGCUACACCCGACGGAGAAUAUCUGCUUCGCGUGGAGCAAAUUGCGUUGCACCAGGCCAUGCAGGCGAACGGCGCCCAGUUCUAUCUCGCAUGCACUCAGAUCAAGAUCACUGGAGGUGGAAACGGGACGCCUGGCCCUCUUGUUGCUCUGCCAGGAGCCUACAAGACCAAUGACCCUGGCAUCCUAGUCAACUUGGGCACUAUCCAGCCAGACUCUUAUAUCCCCCCGGGCCCUGCUGUAUGGAGUGGUUAA
Molecule: messenger RNA, 693 nt
Organism: Daldinia childiae
Lineage: Eukaryota; Fungi; Ascomycota; Sordariomycetes; Xylariales; Hypoxylaceae
Product: putative endo-beta-1,4-glucanase D
Exons: 3
Coding region: 1-693 (230 amino acids)
Source: RefSeq, a predicted model, not a curated record